AUGUCUCUCGCCACUCUCGAUAUUUCCCAACACCCCAAUCUCCCCGCAACAUCGCAGACGCUGUUUCACGCCAAGGCCCGCCAGCGACUGAGCUUCGAGAAGAUCGCCCAACACAUCGGUCGCAAUGAGGUCGCUACUGCAGCUAUCUUCUACGGCCAGGCCAAGGCCUCUGCAGAGGAUAUUCACAGGCUGGCUGAUUUGCUCAUGAUUGACCACUCGCAAUUGGAAAUGCAGCUCAAUGGCUUCCCCGAUCGCGGCAAGUCGGUCGAGAUGCCGCCCAAGGAGCCUUUGAUCUAUCGUCUUUAUGAGAUUGUGCAGAAUUAUGGAUAUGCUUACAAGGCCAUUCUCAAUGAGAAGUUUGGAGAUGGUAUCAUGAGCGCUAUCUCGUUCUCGACGAGUGUCGAGAAGGAAACAGAUGCUGAUGGGAAUAAUUGGGCUGUUAUUACGCUGCGUGGCAAAUGGCUGCCCUUCUCUCGGUUCUAG
This is a messenger RNA of Penicillium maclennaniae, 483 nucleotides long. RefSeq names its product putative cyanate hydratase (gene cyn1). Gene Ontology annotation, molecular function: DNA binding; cyanate hydratase activity. NCBI's taxonomy places the organism in Eukaryota, Fungi, Ascomycota, Eurotiomycetes, Eurotiales, Aspergillaceae. The record is from RefSeq and is a predicted model, not a curated record. The transcript is spliced from 3 exons. Bases 1 to 483 code for a protein of 160 amino acids.